This is a messenger RNA of Alternaria ventricosa, 1299 nucleotides long. RefSeq lists its product as uncharacterized. Gene Ontology annotation, cellular component: mitochondrion. Bases 1 to 1299 code for a protein of 432 amino acids. The transcript is spliced from 2 exons. NCBI's taxonomy places the organism in Eukaryota, Fungi, Ascomycota, Dothideomycetes, Pleosporales, Pleosporaceae. Gene Ontology annotation, molecular function: FAD binding; sulfide:quinone oxidoreductase activity. The record is from RefSeq and is a predicted model, not a curated record.
AUGUCCGCACUGACCCGGAACCGCGCAGCGCAACUGGCGGUCAAGAUCACGCGACCAGCAUUUCAACACACCACACGGAAUCUGGCCACUGUGGCACCAGUACAAACACCAACCCGCAACCACAAAAUCGUCGUAAUCGGCGGCGGCUCAGCCGGCAUAUCUCUCUCUCACCAACUCCUGCGCAAAGGAAACUUUUCCCAAGACGACAUCGCCAUCAUCGACCCCGCGCAAUGGCACCACUACCAACCAGGCUGGACGCUCGUAGGCGGCGGUUUGAAGAAGAAAGAAGACCUGCGCCGCCCGUUGAAAGAGCUCAUGGACCCACGCUUCAAAUUCUACAACAGCGCUGUAGGAAGUUUUGCGCCAGAACAAAACUACGUAACCACGAGUAACGGGGAGAAGAUCGGGUACGAACAGCUGGUUGUUGUGCCUGGUAUCACGCUCGACUACGGUAGUGUUAGUGGGUUGAAGGAGGCGUUGGAGGAGAAAGAUGCGAUGGUGAGCACGAUCUACGACUACGCGUACUGCGAUAAGGCGUAUGAGAAUGUGAAGAAGUUCAAAGAGGGUGAUGCGGUGUUUACGCAGCCAGCUGGCGUGGUCAAGUGUGCGGGCGCGCCGCAGAAGAUCAUGUGGCUUGCGUUGGAUUACUGGAAGGAUGCUGGGCUGUAUCCGAAGGAUGUCAAUGUUGCCGCGGCAACUCUCGAAAAGCUCCGCGUAGAACGCGGCGUAGAAGGUCUUUUCCAACACGACCUCACUUCCAUCGAGGGCAACACCGCAACCUUCACAUCCCCCAACUCGCCCACCCCAGUGAAGAAACACUUCGACUUCCUGCACGUCGCGCCCAAGAACGUGCCUUGGGGAUUCAUCAAAUCUAGCGCUCUCGCAAACGAAGCAGGCUACGUUUCCGUCUCGGAUUCGACAACGCAACACACUUCUUACCCCAACGUCUGGUCCAUAGGCGACGCGUCCUCUUUGCCGACAUCGAAAACCGUGGCUGCCAUCACGGCUGAAGCACCGGUGUUGGUGUCUAACGUACUCUCAGCGAUGGAGGGCAAGGAGCCGACGGCUAGUUACGAUGGGUACACGUCUUGUCCGUUGCUGACGGGGAGGAAGGAGGUGUUGCUUGCGGAGUUUAUGUAUGGGGGCGUGCCGAAGGAGACGUUCAAUGGGCUGUUGGGAAUUGACCAAGGGGUGCCGCGGAAGGCGUUUUACUGGCUGAAGAAGGACUUCUUUCCGUGGGUUUAUGGGAAGUAUCAUGUUAAGGGCGAGUGGGCGGGACCGAAGGGCUUGGCCAGGUGA